This is a messenger RNA of Chanos chanos (milkfish), 1777 nucleotides long. It is a transcript of the gene ebi3, whose product is annotated as Epstein-Barr virus induced 3. Lineage: Eukaryota; Metazoa; Chordata; Actinopteri; Gonorynchiformes; Chanidae. The coding region runs from base 49 to 957 and encodes 302 amino acids. The transcript is spliced from 6 exons. The record is from RefSeq and is a predicted model, not a curated record. Gene Ontology annotation, molecular function: protein binding.
UGAGGCAGUAAGCUCAAUAUUUGUGUGCCAUCGACAAAACUAUUUAGGAUGUUCACUCAGGAUUUUCGACAUAUCUGUAUAAUUAUAUCAAUCAUAAGUGGAGUUCUCAGGAAUAGUUCAUCGUCUCUGCUGAAGGAUCAAAAGACAGUAAAGGAUGUGUAUGGGGCUAUAGGGUCAGAUGUAGAGCUACCCUGUGAAGGCAGAGAUGGUGGGGAAGUGGAAUGGAAGCUUAAUGGCUUGGUUGUUUCUUCAGGGCCUGUUCUCACUUUACACAACGUCAGUCUGAAAGACCAAGGCAACUAUACUUGCCAAAGUCUAAGCGGAGACCAUGUACUGACAGCAGUUCUCCAGCUGGGCUACCCUCCCUCUCCACCAGUGGUGCAGUGCUGGUCACCCACCUACCCUCUGAAAGUCAUAUGUUCCUGGACAGGGGAAUCAUCUCCUUUACUGCCCACGCAUUACAUCACCACUUACAGGGAUCUAAAGAGUGAAGUACAUCCUUGUAAAAGAUCAAGUGAGUUAGUAAAUGAGUGUGUUCUAGAGGGACUAGAAGAGCUGUUCUCCUCUGAUCCAUACCUAUUCAACAUCACCACUGUAAAUCCACUGGGAAGUACCAUUCGCAUACUGCCAAUUGUCCUGGAACACAUUGUAAAACCAGACCCUCCUGUUAAUGUGAGGGUGACUCUACUGCCAAGGAGAAAGCUGUCUGUGGAGUGGGACCCUCCCCCAACUUGGCUUGAACAUUUCCCUCUGAAAUACACGGUGCACUACUCCUGGCAUCAAAAUGGUUCAAACAGAAAGAUCACACUGGGCCCUUUUGAGUCUAAAUCUAUGAAUAUAAGUGGAUUGGCAGCGGGAAGGACCUAUCAAAUCCAGAUAUCUGCUAAGGAUUUUCUGGAUCAGGGACAGAGCAGCAGCUGGAGCCAGCCUGUUAACAUCUCAUUGCCCUCUCGCUGACACACAGGUGCACAAUGCACACUGCAACAUCAGUCUAAGACGUAUCAACAGAAGAAUCAACACGAUUUCAUCACAUCAUAGAAAACUGUCGAUUGACUUCAUAACCCACCCACCUCGCUUUUAAUCUCUACAAUGUGUUUCAAUUUAACAAGCAAAAUGUAUUCUAAAUAAAAAUGGUUAGUAUCUCUCUGUGAAACGAAUUGUGAUAACAAGAACGUUUUUGGGUUUUUUUUUUUUUGUUUUGAGUGAUUUAUUUGAAAGGAUUCUAAAAUACCCUGAGUCAACAGAUUAGAGAUCAACAGAUUUUUUUCUGAGUACUUGAAAGAAGAAGUACAAAACCAACAAGAUUUCGUAACAAAACGACUACUAAUUGGUAUAUUUGUCUUGAGUCCAUUGUUAAGACACAAAUCCUAAAAUGACUGUGUGAAGACAACGUUUGUAUAUUUAAGAAAUGUUAUGAGACUGAACAAAAUAUGGCCAAGAGAAACAAAGUGAUUAUCACACACACAAAAAAAAGAUCUUAUUUUCCUGUGACCAUGCUUAAUGUAUUCUUUAAAUUCAUGUUAAGAAAAUUUGCAAAUAUUUACUUUCUGGGAUUAUUUAAAGGUCAAUUACAGUAUACCAUCUGUGGUUUAACUAUGAUUCAGUUAAAUGGUGUUUGAACUUAUGAUACAUCUUUUUUUCUUUUCUUUUUUAAUGAAGCACUUACACGCACAGUUAGUGCAACAGACCAUACACAUAUCUAUGCUUGCCGGUGGUAAAAACCAAACAUGUAAUGAUGUAAUUACGAGGUUAUAAAGUCAUGUUUCAUCCUGCAAAU